Cyanidioschyzon merolae strain 10D is the source of this 1050-nucleotide messenger RNA. RefSeq lists its product as hypothetical. The coding region runs from base 1 to 1050 and encodes 349 amino acids. The record is from RefSeq and is a predicted model, not a curated record. The transcript has a single exon. Gene Ontology annotation, molecular function: ribosomal large subunit binding. Gene Ontology annotation, biological process: negative regulation of translation; negative regulation of ribosome biogenesis. Lineage: Eukaryota; Rhodophyta; Bangiophyceae; Cyanidiales; Cyanidiaceae.
AUGGCCUUUGUUAAAGCGUCGUGCUGGAGUGCGACAAACCGUGACGCACGGAGAAGGAUCAUCAACGAGGGCGUUUGUGGGUCGGAGCAUCACGUUACAUUCGGUGGGUUCGGGGUGUUCAACACUUCGCGAGGUUCCCGAACGGCAACGAGUCCGGCUUUGGGAGAGCAGGCGAAAGCCACUGCGAGCGGGCAGAGUUGGUGGCCGCCCCAGGUCAGCGUCGGAGGCUUUGUGCACACGACGAGGCUUCCAGUCGGCCGGGUCUCUGUCCGAAGGCGGCCCCGGAAUGAGGCACCAGCCCUGGCGACGUUACUGUCAAACUCUAGUGAGGAGCGUCCAGCGAGCGGCCGCAGGAUGCGGCGGCGCCUCGCUUCGCACGCUGUGUCGCGGACUGUUCCAGAACGUAACCGAACGUCGGUGUACGAGGACCCCAGUAUGCCGCUCGUAAGGGUAUGUCUGGAGGCAGCGGAUGAGCGCAAAGCACAGGAGCUCACUGCGAUACGUGUGAGCCAUCUCACGUAUGUCACGAGUUUCUUUGUGUUUGCGACUGGUCUGAGUCGCACCCAGAUCUCGGCCAUAGCCCGUCGCAUUGAGGAGCGGGUCGCGGAGGUCCUCUCUCGCAAGCCACUUUCUGCAUCGUUCCGGGGAGUGAACGCUUCACCCCCCGGUCAGAGCGGUUGGGUCACCAUAGAUUACGGUGAGGUUAUUGUGAAUAUUAUGUCGCCAGAGGCGCGUUCCUACUACGACAUGGAUACCCUCUGGGGCCGUGGCGAGGCUGUCGACGUGGACCGAGUACUUGGCGCACAGCAGCUGGAUGCGAGAACGUCGCCAGGGACAUCAAAACCGCUUCCAACAGGAGCAACAAGGGAAGGCGAAAAUGAUGCAUCCGUCUUUCCGGAUGAUAGUGAAUGGGACCUAGAGCCCGGCGCUGAGGCAUCGCUUUUCAGUGAAGACUUUCACUCCGAGGAGCGCACCGAUGCCGAGGAAGACGGAGAGAUCAUCCCCAUCAGCGUCGAAUUGGACACAUCCUCAGAUGAAGUGGAUGUGUGA